UGUAGACAUGGAGCUGGAGAGGAUAGCCCUGCCCCCCAGAGGUCCUUUGGAGCUGCCUCUCUCGAUUCUGGAGGUCGGAUGCGCUGGCCGCUUUGAGCUCAUCACCCAAGAGGAGAAGCCUGAUGGAGAGGGAUUUCCACUGACCACGCUGCCCCACGGAUUGCCCCCUUACGCCGAGGAGCUGGCGUCUGAACUGGAGCAGCGUUUCCUCAGCACCCCAGACUGGCUUCCCAUCCACCACUUCGAGAAGUCUCACAGGUUCUGGCCCCGUGAGAAAGACGCUGAAUCGCUUUUCGAGGUUGACAUCACCCCUGUGCAUUCAACACUUCAGGCUGACCGUAACCCUACUACAGGGGAGCUGCUGGGUUUCAGAGAGGCUCUGGUGGACAAUAUGGGCUUAUCAGCCAAAAAUUCACUUUCCUUCCAGCGGGCGCCUGGACCCCCAGCUGAAGCACUGAGAGGCAGUGCCACCAACUACCCCUACUGGCCAGGCGGGAUGGACGAGCCCAGCUUAGAGCAAAUCAAGACUCAAGGAGACCUGGAAGAGGACAUAGAUUUCCAGAAAGACUUGCUGACUGUUCCGCCUGGUUGGAAGAAGGGGGUGGAGUUCACCAAACAAGAGCUCAAGGCCUCCCCGGGCUUGCUGAACCUGACCCACCUGCUGGGGGCACUGGACACCUUUGAGCUGGGAUCCUCCAGCGACGAGGAAGACAAGGAGAAGGCGGAGGAAGCGGAGAAGAGGAAGAAGAAGGGGAAAGGGAGGGGAGGGGCUAAGGAGGAACAAAAGCCUCCCGCAGAACCGGCCCCUCUGCAGAGGGCAAGCAGCCUGGAAGAGCUGGUGUUUAAGGAGGUGACAUCUGGCCCCAAACCAGCCCCACAAGCUGCUCCGGCUCCUGCCGCCGAGCCCCUCAAGGAGCAGUGGGCCAUCCUCGUGGAUGUUAGCUCCCCUGUGGAUGACUUCUACAAGCGAAUUCCAGACCCAGCUUUCAAGUGGCCUUUUGAGCCGGAUGUUUUCCAGAAACAGGCCAUUCUGCACUUGGAGAAGCACGACUCCGUGUUCGUGGCUGCCCACACCUCAGCUGGAAAGACUGUGGUAGCCGAAUACGCCAUCGCCCUCUCGCAGAAGCACAUGACCCGCACCGUUUACACUUCCCCGAUCAAAGCUCUUUCCAACCAGAAGUUCCGGGAUUUCAAGAAUACCUUCGGGGAUGUUGGGCUCUUGACAGGGGAUGUUCAGUUGCACCCGGAAGCCUCCUGCCUCAUCAUGACCACAGAAAUCCUCCGGUCUAUGCUUUAUAAUGGAUCGGAUGUCCUCAGAGACUUGGAGUGGGUGAUCUUCGAUGAGGUGCAUUACAUUAACGACUCUGAGCGUGGCGUGGUCUGGGAAGAGGUCCUCAUCAUGCUGCCGGACCACGUGAACAUAAUCCUGCUGAGUGCCACGGUCCCCAACACCCUCGAGUUCGCCGACUGGAUCGGGAGGAUCAAGCGGAAGAAAAUCUAUGUGAUCAGCACACUGAAGCGCCCCGUCCCACUGGAACAUUACUUGUACACCGGCAACAGCCAGAAAACCCAGAAUGAGCUCUUCCUCCUAGUGGAUGCCCGUGGGAGCUUCCUUACCAAGGGGUACUAUGAUGCCAUGGAAGCCAAGAAGGAGCGGGCCAGCAAACAUUCUCAGAUGUUUGGAGCCAAGCAGCCUAUGCACCCAGGAGCUGGGCCAGGGCAGGACAAGAACAUCUGGCUCUCCCUCAUCGACAUGCUGCGUAAGAAGGACCAGCUCCCAGUGGUCGCCUUCACUUUCUCUCGCAAUCGCUGUGAUGACAACGCUUCCAUGCUCACCACCGUCGACCUGACCACGACUACGGAGAAGAGUGAGAUCCACGUCUUCUUCCAGAAAUGCAUCUCCCGCCUGAAGGGCACCGACCGCCAGUUGCCUCAGGUUGUUCACAUGGUUGACCUCUUGAAGCGCGGCAUCGGGGUGCAUCACAGCGGCAUCCUGCCCAUCCUCAAGGAAGUGGUGGAGAUGCUGUUCAGCAAAGGCCUUGUCAAGAUCCUCUUCGCCACGGAGACGUUCGCCAUGGGGGUGAAUAUGCCCGCGAGGACUGUGGUCUUUGACUCGAUCCGCAAACAUGAUGGUGCUAACUUCCGUGACCUGGUGCCAGCCGAGUACAUCCAGAUGGCAGGCAGAGCUGGGCGCAGAGGUCUCGAUACCACUGGGAUGGUGAUCAUCCUGUGCAAAAACCAAGUGCCCGAGAUGGCCGACCUUCACCGGAUGAUGUUGGGCAAACCGACACAGCUGCAGUCACAGUUCCGCCUGACGUACACCAUGAUCCUCAACCUGUUGAGGGUGGAGGCCCUUCGAGUGGAGGACAUGAUGAAGAGGAGCUUCUCCGAGUUCCAUGCCCGGAAGGACAGCAAGGUCUACGAGCACAGGAUCGGCCAGCUCAGCAGCACAUUGGCCAAAAUGGAGGCGGCCGAUACGUCAGGACAGCUCAGUGAUCUGCAGGAAUAUUACUUCAUUGUCCGAGAGCUGCGAGAGACCAGAGAACUCGUUCAAAGGCGAGUAAUGGAGUCGGUGAACGGACUGAAGGCCCUUUCUGUGGGACGGCUGAUUAUAGUGAACAACCAAGAGCACCGGAAUGCCCUGGGGGUGAUCUUGCAGGUAACUGGGGUUUCUUCCGACAUGGCCAACCGAGCCUUCAACUCUUUGGUGAUAUGCGAGAAGAGCCCCACCGAAGGAGAUUCGGCUGAAAACCAGGGGAGUGGCAUGAUCACCCCUGCAGAGGUGCCACUUCCUGAUGACCUUCUGCGCACAAGGCUCUUCCUCCCGGAGGGCCCCUGUGGACACGUCAUAAAGAAACUGGGCCCGGCCGAUAUUUCGGGCAUCACGACAAAGUCCUUGCGAGUCAACGCUGAGCGCAUCCUGGAGGAUUUCAAGAAGCGGCAGAUGCCCAGGUUCAGGAAUGACCCCCCUGGACCAUCGGCGGCCACCACGACCCAGGAGCUUCUGCGUUUGGCCGAGGGCUCCCCCGAAGGGCUCCCACUCUUGGAUCCGGUGAACGGCCUUCAGCUGAAGGACAUAGAGGUGGUGGAGGGUGUGGUGAAGACCCGUCGCUUGGAGGAGAGGCUGCCCGAGUUCCAGUGUGUGCACAGCCCCCGCUUCCCCACGGAGUAUACCCGCUUCCGAGAGCGCCAGCGGGUGCAGGAGGAGCUUGAGCAGCUGCGGUUCCUGCUGUCCGACCAGUCCUUGAUGCUGCUCCCUGAAUACCACCAGCGUGUCGAGGUCCUGCGCUCCUUGGGCUACAUCAACGAAGGAGGGGCGGUGGAGCUGAAAGGGAGCGUGGCCCGCCAGAUCAGCAACCACGAGCUGCUCCUCACCCAGCUGCUGCUGGACAACACCCUGACUGACCUGCGGCCAGAGGAGAUCGUGGCCCUGCUGAGCUGCACCGUCUGCCAGGUCCGCACCCAGGUGGAGCCGCAGCUGCCCUCCGUCCUCCAGAAGGGCAUCGAGCACAUCCGGUCGGUGGCAGAAGAGAUCGCCCUGCUGCAGCGCAAGUGUGGCUUGCAGGAGUCGGUGGAGGACUUUGUGGAGCAGUACAAGUUCGGGCUGGUGGAGGUGGUCUACGAAUGGGCCCGCGGCAUGCCGUUCGCCGAGAUUGCCCGCCUAACAGACGUGCAGGAGGGGAUCGUCGUCCGCUGCAUCCAGCGCCUGGACGAAACCUGCCGGGAGAUGCGCAAUGCAGCCCGCGUCACUGGGGAGCCCACGCUACAUGCCAAGAUGGAGGCCGCCUCCAACAUGAUCAAGAGGGACAUUGUCUUUGCGGCCAGCCUCUACACCCAGUGA
Messenger RNA from Euleptes europaea (tarantolino), 3841 nucleotides. It is a transcript of the gene SKIC2, whose product is annotated as SKI2 subunit of superkiller complex. Gene Ontology annotation, molecular function: RNA helicase activity; RNA binding; ATP binding. The record is from RefSeq and is a predicted model, not a curated record. Bases 8 to 3841 code for a protein of 1277 amino acids. Gene Ontology annotation, cellular component: Ski complex. Lineage: Eukaryota; Metazoa; Chordata; Lepidosauria; Squamata; Sphaerodactylidae. The transcript is spliced from 29 exons. Gene Ontology annotation, biological process: nuclear-transcribed mRNA catabolic process, 3'-5' exonucleolytic nonsense-mediated decay.